AUGAAGACUCAGGAGGAAUACCUCAAUAUAUCUGACCUUCUCCAUAUGAAUGUAAAAGAGUUGAACGAUGAAGACGAAAUCAGAGUGCGAGACUUUUCCUAUGAAAAGUACAUAUGUUCCCUUGAAAUGGGAGAUAAAAAAUUAGAUGUAGGAAUAAAGCCAGAAAAAAGAAUUAACAUAAAGGAAUGUGAAGAUAAAAAAUACAUAACACAAGAUAUAAAUCUUCAUGAUAUGAUCAUAAUUAUGGAUAAUUUAUUGCUUCAGCAAGUUAAAUUACUUCUUGGGAAUCAUCCUUUUUUAACUGUUUUGAGUUGUUAUUUUAUUCAUAACUCGAAAGUAAUUAAUUGUGAUGAGAACCCAUACUUCUUUGAAAAAAUAUUUUACAAAUGGAUAAAAUCAUUUUGCUCAGAUAGCACAUACAUGAACAUUUUCGAGAAUGACAACAAGGAGUUUAUGAAAUUUGUGAAGGCGAAUGACCUCGAGGGAAAUGUCGAAACAUCGGCAAAGAGGCACAUCCUUGACAUGGAGAAUGGAAACAUCACUACCUCCACACAUGGAAACACUAAUGACUUGAUGGAGGAUACUUAUAUAUCACAUCAGAUUAAUACAGCAAAAGUGAGCAACCAUUGUGACAAGUUGAAUGAAAAAGAUGUGAUGUUCGAUGACGAAUUCUUAAACAAAAAUAUGUUUUCCUUCUUCCAGUUGUUUUUAAUCUUUUACUCAUCUACAUCUGAAGUGAUAGAUCAUGUCGUUACAAGUAAUAGCUUGCUGCAUAGGGACGAUUACAAGUGCGGGCUGCUAAAAAUAAAGGAUUCUCUGAUACAUCAUUGCAGGGAGAGAAGGAGAUAUGUUUUGAAGAACCUUUUUCUCGUAAAGAGAUAUUUUUUGAAAUUUCUCAAAAAAUAUGAGUUCACCCAUGUCAAAGGGAAAGAAAGGAAAAGUAUGAAUAAGGAUACGAGUCAAAGUGUAGACCAAGUUGGAGGAAAGAUUGGAGGCAAUAGUGGAAAAUUGAUCAGCUACGUUUUUAAGAGAAUCAAAUUUGUUAUAUAUUUAAACUCAAUAAUAAAUGAAGUGAUUUUCGAAAGCCGGGAGAUGAACCCUGCCUCAGUUAUAGAUAAUUGUAAGGAACUUCUCCAGUGCAUUUUGAAUAUAAAGAAAGAAGUUGAUUCAGAAUGUGUGAAGCGUGACAAAGUAAUAAUGAAGAAAUAUUUCAACAAAUAUUUGUUAAUGCACAAACUUAAUAAUGUGUCUAAACAUAUCACCAAAAUGAGUAUACAUGAAUGUUAUUCCUUUUAUCAAAAUAUAACUUUAGAUAUAGAAUACAUAGCAAAAUAUUUUCAACUGAUAAAUGCCAAAUCGAGCUUUAUUGACAUUAAGAAUAUGUUGCAUUAUAUAAAAUAUUAUUCAGCUAGCCGUAAUGUUUUAAUAAAAAGUAUUUCUAGAGUGUAUUUACAGCAGAUACUGGAGAAUGCAAAAGAGAAUUUUAUUAAUUUAGAAAAGGAGUUACUAUUUAUGGAACAAACCAAAGUUAAAUAUUUCAUUCAAAAUUAUGAAAUAAAUACGCACCAAGAUAGUUGUCAUAACAGUUGUAACGGUUCUCUACAUGGUGCACACACAACAGGUUCCUCUAAUGAAAAUGGGGGAAAAAAUGAACCUUUUGAAAAGAGAGAAAAUCCUCUAUACGAUAGCAUAAUCAGCAAUAGUGCUACAAAGGAUGAACUCAUGAAUAGUGCACUCGUGGAUGGUGAACUAUCGGAUUGCCAAUGGGGUGAUUAUGAUGAACAUCCAAACGUCGGCCAUUACUACUCUAUGUUUUUAAAUACGUACAGAAAGGAAGAGACAUGUGAAGUAGCUUCUGAUGUAGCUUCUGGUGUAGUUUCAAUUAAAAUUUUAAAUAAAGAAUUCCUUAAAAAUGUGAGGAAAAAUGUAUUUAUUACUUUCUUCCUACAUUUAUUUUUUAACGAAUCAUAUGUAAUAUUAGAAGAUGUGUACAAGGAAAAUACAACGUUUUAUGUAAAGUCUAUAAUUUUCAAUGACCUACGAUAUUUUGGAUUUUCUACCCCCUUAAUAAUUCUACUUCGAAACUUUUUCCUUAUUCCAGAUACCUUUUUUAUUGCAAUGGAGCAUAUAUAUCAUCUGGACAAAGGAUUGAAUUUCCAAAAUGAGGAAGAAUAUAAAAACAUUUUAGAAAAUACCUUUCCUCCAUGGGUUCUUAAAAAACUAGCAUGUGAAUUACGUCUAAGUUUUCCAUGUCUGAUAAAUUAUUUGGAAAAGGAAAAUUCUCUUGGGAAGCUGUUCACCGAAUUGGAGCAAUUUAUCGCCAACUGGGGGGGGAAAAAAGGGUAUGUAGAAAUUGCCCAAGGAGGAUUUCCUCUCUUAGAUAAUAGCAAUCAUUUGGAUUCUAGGAACCGUCAACGGUCUAGCAAUGGAAGUGUUGAUGUGCACGGCAGUGAGAAAGCCGGCAGUGGUGAUGAACAGAUUGAACAAAGCAGCCCUGAGUACGUAACAAAAAGACGAAUGAAUCUUCUAAUUCUGUGCAAAGUAUUUCAUCUAUUCAUUGAAUAUCUGGAGAUAGUCCUAAAAAAAAUCCUAAAAUUUUCCUUUUUAUUGGCACCGAGAGAACACUCAAAAUUAAGCACAUUCCACAUGGACAUGUGUGUGUUAUAUACUCUUAUGAAAAUUUUGACAUAUUAUUUUAGGUUAUAUAACAUGAACAAAGAAAUAGAGAGUGUAGAAAAUUAUUUCAAUUGCAUUUUGCACACAGUUCUAAUUGAUUACAACUGUUUAAGCUUGUAUACAAAUAUGCAAACGGAUCAAGAGUAUGCCUUUACGUAUUAUGCCAUGUCAUUGUGUUGUAAGGAAUUAUCAGCGAUAUUACAGAGGGGCAUAAAAUUAAGUUGUGAUAAAAAUAGGAAUAAACUAAUUUAUUCCUUAUUUUAUUAUAUUUUAUAUCUUUAUUCCGAUUUUUUGAUGAUAUAUUUUAUUUAUAUUUCUUAUACGAAUAUAAAUUCUGAAUGCUUGGAAGAGGAUUCAUUUGAUAUGAAGUACAAGGUAUGGAACUUUUGUUAUCCAGAUGUUUCAAAAAUUGACUUUUACAAUUUUCAGAAAAAUAAGGCAAUACUUAUUAAUCUUCUUCUCACGAAAAAUUUAAAAAUUAGCCUUUCCGAAAAUGGUAAAAUUAACAUAGGAGUUAAAAAAAAAAUAAAAAAUAUAUCUCAAGUAAAAGACAACUUUUUCAAUUCAAAAAAACUCAUAGAUAAAUAUUCCAAUUUGUUAAAUGAUAAAAAUUAUAUAAAUCAUAGUUUUCGUAUUUUUGGCAAAACAACUUCUGAUCUAGACAUCAACACAUAUUUAAAAAGUUGUAUAAAUGAAAUUGCUAAACUUAUAAAAGAUGCCUUUUCCUACAAGCAAGAAAACAUUGGUUUACUUUGCAUUUUCCUAAAAUCGUAUGAACAUAAUUUACUCAGAUCGUACAAGAAUAUUCCCCCCUUUUGUGUGGAAAACAUUUCCAUUUUUUUAAACCCUGAUUACCAGGUCGUCAAUGGUCACUCCUAUUUUUUAAGUGUAGAAGAAAAAAAAAAAAAAAAAAAAACCUAA
Molecule: messenger RNA, 3597 nt
Organism: Plasmodium gonderi
Lineage: Eukaryota; Apicomplexa; Aconoidasida; Haemosporida; Plasmodiidae
Exons: 2
Coding region: 1-3597 (1198 amino acids)
Biological process (GO): N-terminal peptidyl-methionine acetylation
Cellular component (GO): NatC complex
Source: RefSeq, a predicted model, not a curated record